Cicer arietinum (chickpea) is the source of this 1102-nucleotide messenger RNA. RefSeq lists its product as uncharacterized. Lineage: Eukaryota; Viridiplantae; Streptophyta; Magnoliopsida; Fabales; Fabaceae. The record is from RefSeq and is a predicted model, not a curated record.
UAAAUAUUCGACAUUGAGCAAGUGAUAAUGAAGGAAUUCAGUCUACUUCUAAUAAUACAAACUCAACCAAUGUAGAAGGAAGUAAUGUUGCAGAAACUCGUUCUAGUCCUUGUCAUGGAGAAGGUGUCAUACAUGAGUCUAUAGAAUCUCACUCAAUUCCCUCUGAUAUAGAAGUUGAAGAAGAACAAAUUGAAAAAGAAGUAGAGCCUAAACGGGCUAGAGGUCCUACAAAAAUGUUAGAUGUAUGGGAAAUGGAACAUGGUGAUUUAAUAAUCGUUAAUUUGGACAAAUAUGGUCGACCCAUUGGUGAGGAAGGGACAACUCUAACUCGUUUCAUUGGUAGCGUAGCUAGAAGGUAUCAAUAUGCUCCUAUCAACUACAAGUCAUGGAAAGUUAUGCCAAAUGAUUACAAAGAAGAAAUGUUGAAAUUAAUAGAGAGUAAAUUUGAGUUUGUUCCUCCAAUAAAUGACUUAACAAGAGAAAUGUUAAAAUCUGAGCUGAAUGAGAAAUGGAGGCAAUGGAAGGGUGAUCUAAAGUCAAUGGCAUAUGACCCUACUAAAACAGAAGAAGAAGUUGCAUCUCUUGUACCAGAUGAUAGGGUUGACCCAAAUCAAUAUCGUGGUUUGGUUCAUCAUUGGUUUUCUGAUGAAGGACAAAAAAUAAGUAAAAUUAAUAGGCAAAAUCGGGCUAAAUUUGAAGAUGUUCAUUGUAUGGGUUCAAAAAGUCUCCCAAAGUUUAUUGAUGAGAAGAUAAAAAAGGGCAAAGGAGUGUUGCCUGGACGUAAAGAGAUUUACAUUGAUACCCGCACUCGUAAAGAUGGAACAAUGGUCAAUAAAAAGGCUGCAAGAUUGAUUGUUCCUGAUGCUACUAGUGCUCAAAACCAUUUGAAUUCACUUAGUCCAAACAACAACGAAAUAAUGAAAAUGGUGAAGAUUAAAAGCUAAUUUGUUGUUGAAGAUGGAAUAUUGGCAAUUUAGUGGACUCUAUUUCUUAAUAUUUUUUGAGAUUGUUAUGUAUGACACAAGAUGUCUAUUUUAAAUGUCUAUUUUUUGAGGUUAAGGGUUUUGUUUUAUCGUUGUAAGACUUUUAUAUUAAUUUUUAA